AGCCCAGCAUUAGUCGAUCUCGAUCUCCCCCGUGUAUCCCUUCGGCCUCCGACUCCCCUCCCGUCUCCUCGCGCCGCCGCCGCCGCCGCCGAGCAGCGCCGAUCCCCACCCACCCCGGCGGGCAAGCGGCGCCGGCGUCGUCCUGCUCCCCACACCCAGCCGCCGGUGGGCACACGCACCGGGGAUGGAGAAUCCAUGGGGGGCGAUGGGAGAAAACUAUGCCCCGUUGCAUUUCGCAGGGGCGGGAACGUGUUGCCAUCCCUAGCUUCUCUUCUAUAUCUGGAAAAGCUAAAUCUUUGCCUAACCCAACUACUACUAUUAGCUGUUUGUUUCCAAGGAGGUUCUUUUCGGGUGGGGGAUUAGUUUGGCUGAUCCGCCAUGGCCAUGCCCGCACGUUAAGUUAGCCUCUGAGUCUCGAGAGAGAGAUCCUAGCAACUAUGGUGAUCCCUCCACCGGAAAGGGCGGCUAGGAUCACGCGCUUUCUGAAGCCCUACCUUCUGAGGAUGCAUUUCUCGAACAAGUAUGUAUCCGCUCAGGUGGUUCACACCCCAACGGCGACGGUCGCCUGUUCCGCGAGCUCGCAGGAGAAGCUGCUGAGGCCGAACAUGGAGUCCACUCGCGAUGUCGCUGCCGCUGCCAAGAUCGGUAAGCUGCUCGGCGAGCGGCUGCUGCAGAAGGGCAUACCCGCUGUGUGCAUCCACAUGAAGAGAGAGCAGAAGUACCAUGGGAAGGUCAGGGCUGUCAUUGACUCUGUUAGAGAAGCUGGAGUCAAGCUGUUGUAGUCUCUAAAACAGUAGAAUCUUUUAUUAAAAUUUCUGCAAGCUUGUUCCUCUGAAUCUCAGGCAAAAUCUGAAAGAUGUCGGAUCAGACAGGAAAUUUUCAUUUCGGUAUUGAGGGCUAGAUGGCCUAUGUGGAGAUGUUCCUGGUGAAUAAAGGAUUUUGUACUAUUGACUACUGGGACAAAAAAAAGUUAUUUUAUCAUCGGUAACUUUACUCA
Oryza sativa Japonica Group (Japanese rice) is the source of this 997-nucleotide messenger RNA. The record is from RefSeq and is a predicted model, not a curated record. Lineage: Eukaryota; Viridiplantae; Streptophyta; Magnoliopsida; Poales; Poaceae.